This is a messenger RNA of Oppiella nova, 300 nucleotides long. The record is from the annotation of a GenBank genome assembly. NCBI's taxonomy places the organism in Eukaryota, Metazoa, Arthropoda, Arachnida, Sarcoptiformes, Oppiidae.
AUGUCUAACAUCUGCCUUAAGUGCAACCGAGCGGUCUAUGCGGCCGAGGAGAUGCUGGCUGGGGGUCUCAAGUGGCACAAGAUCUGCUUCAAGUGCAACCUGUGCAACAAGCGCCUGGAUUCAGUCAACGUGAACGCCCACGACCAGGCUCUGUACUGCAAGCAAUGCUACGCCCGUAAGUUUGGACCCAAGGGCUAUGGUUUCGGUGGCGGUGCCGGUGCGCUGGGUAUGGAUAUCGGCGAGCACCUUGGUAAUAGGUCGUGCGAGAUGGAUAAUAAGCCUCGCGGGGUCAACGCUUAA